AUGCCGAGAUUCUUACCAAGUCGAUAUAGUCCCAUCGUUCAGAUAUUGAUCUUGAGCGUCAUCGCUGCUCUCGCAGAAGGCGCUUUCAUCGCUGCAUCCAGUAUCGGAUCGGGCGGGACAUCCUCAUUGCAUCAUUAUAACAUUUCGAGAGCUCUUUUAAACGGCGCUCAAGCGCUGUUCGGGCCUUUCGCAGGCGGUGUCGUCAAUUGGAUCGGGAUCCGUCCCGGUCUAUUCAUCGGCGGUUGUUCGAUGGUGUUGUUAAUCGGCUCGUUUUGGCAAUACAACGUAUCCAAAAACACCACCUUCAUGUACAUCGUCUCUUAUGCUACUGGGACCCUCGGGUGUCUAUUCUGGACUUCGUGGGCAAGUAAUCUAGGUGAAGGGGGAAGCCUUUUGGUCGGAUUGCCCUCAGAAAAGGAUAAAGGGAGAGCUACGUCGAUAGCUUGGGGAAUGAUACAACUCGGAGUCAUCGGCUGCUCUGCCAUUCUGGUCGGAGUCUCGAAUACCAAGGGCGACGCUGUGGGGUUCCCAAACAGUGUCCAGCUCGCCCUCAUCAUCGUUGUGUCCUGUAGCCUGGGCCUGAUCCUUCUCAUCGUCCCGUUCGACAAGGUCGUCAGAACCGAUGGGACCAAAGUAAUCAUACCGAAAAAACCUGCGCUCAAGGACGAAGUCAAAGGGUUAUGGAGAGUCAUGCGCGAUUGGAGGAUAUUCUGCUUGACACCUGCGAACUUUCUCUGUCUACAGUAUAUGGUCUACCACAGCGCUAUCAAUACCGUUCAGUUUACUGGUCGUACCGGCGCACUAGCGAGUCUGGUGGCGGGAGUUGGAUCGGCCUCGGGAGGGUUCAUCACUGGUCAUCUGCUUGAUCGCAAGAACCUCUCGAGGCGAAAAUGCGGGAUCGUCGGUCUGGUCUUUGUCUCUGCAAUCAUGUGGAUCACCUGGAUAGGAGGAGUCGUCAAUCAAACAAAGUUCGAGAGGCACAACCCAGGCCCUGCUAUUGACUGGACGGACAGUCGAGCUGGUCCGCAACUCGCAUUCCGCCUCGCCUUGGGACUGGCUGACGGGUCUUUGCGAAACUUGACCCUCUGGACGAUAGGAACCUUGUCCAAUGAUCCAUCGACCGGGGCUAGAUAUUCAUCUAUCUGGUUGUCAACUUUGGGUGGAGGCGCUGCCUUUUUUCAUAUUCUGGACGGAUACGAGGUCUCCCUACUGGUCGAAGCUUCCCUCCUAUUGGGACAGAGUGUUUUAUGCGUGCCGCUCUUGGCCGUCGUACUAUGGUCUAUCCCGGACGUCACGGUCGAGAGGCUCGAAAAAGAGAAGACAACCGAGGGAUCGCUAGAGUUUGGGAACCAUCUACCUAGCGAGGACACAUGA
This is a messenger RNA of Filobasidium floriforme, 1374 nucleotides long. RefSeq lists its product as uncharacterized. Lineage: Eukaryota; Fungi; Basidiomycota; Tremellomycetes; Filobasidiales; Filobasidiaceae. The coding region runs from base 1 to 1374 and encodes 457 amino acids. The transcript is spliced from 14 exons. The record is from RefSeq and is a predicted model, not a curated record.